This is a messenger RNA of Carlito syrichta (Philippine tarsier), 1640 nucleotides long. RefSeq names its product UPF0472 protein C16orf72 (gene HAPSTR2). The transcript has 4 exons. The record is from RefSeq and is a predicted model, not a curated record. NCBI's taxonomy places the organism in Eukaryota, Metazoa, Chordata, Mammalia, Primates, Tarsiidae. The coding region runs from base 1 to 957 and encodes 318 amino acids.
AUGGCUGCCAUGGAGGCCCUGGUGGUGCCGGCAGCUGCUGUGUCUGCAGUCUGUGACCUUGAGAAACCUAGAGGCUUAAUAGGAAGAGCAGAACAUCGAAGGUCAUCCCUUUACCGUUAUCCAAAAAGAAGAGCAAGUGUUCAUCCUAACAGGUUGGUGUUUACUUUUGCUUUCAGUACGACCCAUUUACUGGUCUAUGUGCGCCAGUGCCUGGCCGAGGCCGAGCAGGAAGAGCAGCUGCCCCCCGAGAUGCAGGAGGAGGCGGCGGGGCUCAAGAGCGAGCAGCAGAGGCUGUGGCAUCUUUUCCAGAUCUCAGCCACUGCCGUGGCCCAGCUCUACAAGGAUUCUGGGCGCCAGCAGGCAGGACUCUCCUUGUGGGACCCCUUCCAGAACGCGGCCAUGGCCGUGACCAGCCUCUACAAAGAGAGCGGGGUUGCCCACCAACGAAGUUUUGACCUGGGCAUCCAGGUUGGCUACCAGCGUCGCGUCAAAGAUGUGCUGGAGUGGGCAAAAAAGGGCCGGAGCAUCAUUCGUCGCGAAGAUCUGAUUAGCUUCCUGUGUGGCAAAGUGCCCCCCGCUCCUCCCCCGCCGCGUACUCCCAGGACGCCCCCGAAACCGCCCGCCGGGGCCCCGGGCCAGGCAGUGGCCACUGAGUCCAGCUCGUCGGUGGACGUCGACCUACAGCCCUUCCACGAGGCCAUCGCCCUGCACGGCCUCAAUGGCGCCAUGGCCAGCAUCAGCGUGCGAUCAGGUCCACCUGGCUCCCCGCCUCAAGAGAGCGGUGUUGCCAGCAAUGGGCGCCGAAAAAGUAGCUUCUUCGAGGACGACUUGAAUCCCUUCGCCUCGGAAGAACUGGCCCUCCGCCUGGACAGUGGGGGGAUCCGUAAGCGCACCUCAGCCCAGUGCGGUGAUGGCAUCACAGACUCCCCAACCCACAAGCGCAACAGAAUGGUCUAAACUGCGUCCUUGGUCGCCUGCCGCCAUAUUGCUUGAAAGCUAACUCGAUCUCCUGCAGCUCAGGAGGCUAACACACUUGUGGAAAGGUUGCUGGAGACCAUCUUUAUUGCUUCUCUAAGUUAACAAAGAUCUCUAUCAAGUUUGCCAUAAAGAAACUUUAAAUGUAUUCCAGAAGAGGCCUCAUAUGACUGACUUUCCAAAAAAUAUAAUCCUAGCAGAGAACAUUAAAUAUGUAGUAGUUAACAAGAUCAUUUAAAGCAGACAUAUCUGGUCAAGGCAGGAGCCUGGUUUAUCUUGUUCACAGUUAUAUUUAUUGGCACCUAGCACAGUUUCAGGUGCUCAAUAAAUGCUUGUUGAAUGAAUAAAUGUGACCUUAUUUAAAAUUCUUAAAGGGAAAGGAUAUAGCAGGUGUUUACUUGGUUAUAGAAUGCUUUUAUCUUUGUUUGAUGGUUGUUGGCUUUAAUGGUCUUUGCCAAUUCAGUUACAUUGAACCAAAAUGUAAAACUUGACAUCUUUGUGAAAUCUGGCAUCUCCCAUUUUUACUCCACCUAUUUUCUAGAAAGAAACUGUACAAGUAAUACAUAUUAGGCUGUGAUUUUUUUAUUUUGAAAAAUAGUUGAUGAUUUUAGUGAUUAUGUGAUGGUGUAAAGCGGUGCUAUGAUGGUUGAAAAGGUAAUACUUGA